Messenger RNA from Patiria miniata (bat star), 1356 nucleotides. RefSeq names its product beta-1,4-galactosyltransferase galt-1-like. The annotation marks the transcript as partial. The record is from RefSeq and is a predicted model, not a curated record. The transcript has a single exon. NCBI's taxonomy places the organism in Eukaryota, Metazoa, Echinodermata, Asteroidea, Valvatida, Asterinidae.
UUACCUACCUCUGACCAAGAAGCUGGUAGCGAUGUAGGAGCAAGAUCUUGGGUAAAGUUGACAGGGAGGAAGCUCCUCAUGCACAUUGGCUUGACAGACUCGAUAUGUGACAGCUCCGGAGCAAGGCACCUGCCGGAGUUUGGAAGAGGAUGCUACCUCCGAGACAAGCUGACCUGCUCAGGCCUUCCGACGCUCCACUCGGCCUUCGCGGAGUCCACGCGCGGUGAGUUGGUCUUCGUGGGCGUCAAGCGCCGAGACGAGGCCUGGGAUAAGGAGCAAUUCAUCUGCGAGUUCCCCAACGGGGAAAUGACCCUCACCGACCCUGUUGUGAGGGACUACCGGAGUUUUGGCAACGGGUACCCGCAGUACCUGGUGGUCAUCACCUGCCCGAUGCCACCAAGCAUCUCCGAUGAAGUCAACCGGCGAGGCAUCCGUCGGUUUAGGGUGAACUUUCGCCUGGCUUCCGAUCCCCGGUACGCUUACACCGGCGUGCCGGUGUGUCUCACCGAGUCGCACCGGCGCGAGCUCACCCUGUGCACCAUGGUCAAAGACAUGGGAAAGUACAUCCCAGACUGGUUGUUCUACUACAAAAAUCUAGGCGUGGAGCAUGUCUAUAUCUACGACAACGACCCAAGAACCACCAUGCCCGAGGAUCUGAGGGGCUACCUCGACACGGGGUUUGUGACUCUCAUACCAUGGGCGCACACCCCUAGCCCAGACAAGACGUACCUAGAGGUGCAAAUAGCCCACGAGAAUGACUGCCUGUGGCGUCUUCGUCACAACACGGAGUGGGUGCUCAAAGUAGACGUAGACGAAUUCGUCCAGCCCAUGGACCCAAACCGGACCAGGAUAACAGACUACCUAACCGAUCCUCGGCUGAAAUCUCUGGCCACGAUAAAGCUCAGGAAUUGGUUCUUUGGCCGACCACCCAACUCCAAGAAGAAAAUUGUAGCGGCCAGGACGGUGUUCGAGCGGAACCCGUGGAGAGUGCCGGACGCCACGCCGGAGAACCGCGGCCGCGACAAGUGCAUCGUCCGGCCAAUCAACGUCCACUAUUUCAAGAUCCACGGGGUCAAGAUUGGGGGAGACACGCUGACCCUUGACCCCGAGGAUGACCUCAGGCUCGUCCACUACCGGAAGGACAACCCGAGACAUCGAGGCUUUCGCAUGCGCCAGUUGGUGAAAGAUGCCAGCAUGAUUGAAAUUUGGAAGAAAAUGACGAGUGGAAGGGAUGUCUCACCCGAACUUUUCAAACAGCAUACAGACGCAAGUUUACCAUAGUUUUAUAUCCAUAAGUGUAUUUAACUAAGACAUCACCUCUAGCAGUAAUAAAAACUGUUAACAGUAUUUACAUUC